Thamnophis elegans (Western terrestrial garter snake) is the source of this 3094-nucleotide messenger RNA. RefSeq names its product Sp5 transcription factor (gene SP5). Bases 444 to 1574 code for a protein of 376 amino acids. Gene Ontology annotation, biological process: regulation of transcription by RNA polymerase II. The record is from RefSeq and is a predicted model, not a curated record. NCBI's taxonomy places the organism in Eukaryota, Metazoa, Chordata, Lepidosauria, Squamata, Natricidae. The transcript has 2 exons. Gene Ontology annotation, molecular function: RNA polymerase II cis-regulatory region sequence-specific DNA binding; DNA-binding transcription factor activity, RNA polymerase II-specific.
CAUUUCCCACAUAGUGAUUACUUCAUUAAUUGUCCCGCCUUUAUCUCCUCCCUUCCCAUCCCCCCUAAUAAUCAGUUCUUUUAUCCAGACCAACAAACACACCAUAGGAGCUUUGUGGAUUCAAAGGAUUUGCUUUCGCUUCUGAAAGAGCCGCUAUUCUUUGAUGAUUGGGCAGCGGCAAACUUCAAAGCCAUAAAUCUUCCUCCUGACUGGCUGGCGGCCCAGCAAAGUCCUUAUCAAAUUCUUGGAGGUGAUCCUGGUGCAGUCAGACAGUCCGCGGAGAUCGCGCUGAGCCCGGGCUGGCCGAGACGGGCAGAAGUCGGCGAGGGGGAGAAGAAAUCGAGCGGAGGGCGAGGGAACCGGGCAGCUUUUUGGCUGCCUCUUGGCGACUUUAUGUCGCGGCGGUGGCCCUCCGACCUCUUCUCCCUCCGGACGCGAUAGCCAUGGCCGCGGUGGCCGUCCUCCGGAACGACUCCCUGCAGGCGUUUCUUCAGGAUCGGACCCCCAGCGCCUCUCCCGACUUGGCCAAGCACUCGCCUCUGGCUCUCCUGGCCGCCACCUGUAGCCGCAUCGGGCAGCCUAGCGCGCCGGUCGCUCCUUCUGAUUUCCUGCAGGUCUCCUACGAGGCCAACUUGGGCUCCCCGUCCAGGAUCUUCCACCCGUGGAGCAGCGACAUGCCGGCCCACUCACCGGGCGGACUGCCUCCCCCGCCGCCGAGCCUCGGGCUCACCCCGCAGCCGGCUUUCGCGGCCGGCCACGAGCUGCCGCUGACGCCCCCCGCGGAUCCGUCGUACCCUUAUGAGUUCUCGCCGGUCAAGAUGCUCCCGGCCUCCAUGGGCGCCCUCUCCUCCGCCUGCCCGCCGCCGGCGUACGUGCCCUACGCAGCCCAGGCGGCCCUCCCGCCGGGUUACUCCAACCUGAUGCCCCCGCCGCCCGCCCCUCAGUCCUGCCGGCAGCUCUCGCCGGGGCCCGAGGACCUCCCUUGGUGGAGCAUCCAACAGGCGGCGCCAGGGCCGGGCACUUGCGCGCAUCGCUUCGCCGGCGGGUUGCAGCGCGGGCUGGUCUUGGCGCCCUCGGAGCUGGCGCAGUACCAGUCGCAGCUGGCCGCCCUGCUGCACCCCAAAGCGCCCCUGGCGGCCACGGCCAGGAGGUGCCGCCGCUGCCGCUGCCCCAACUGCCAGGUGGCGGCGGGCAACGGGCCCGACGCCACCGCCGAGCCUGGGAAAAAGAAGCAGCACGUGUGCCACGUCCCGGGCUGCGGGAAGGUCUACGGCAAGACGUCGCACCUCAAGGCGCACCUGCGCUGGCACACGGGCGACCGGCCCUUCGUCUGCAACUGGCUCUUCUGCGGCAAGAGCUUCACGCGCUCCGACGAGCUCCAGCGGCACCUGCGGACUCACACCGGCGAGAAGCGCUUCGGGUGCGCCGAGUGCGGCAAGCGCUUCAUGCGCAGCGACCACCUGGCCAAGCACGUCAAAACGCACCAGAACAAGAGGCUCAAGGCCGGCCUCGGCCUUCCCGGGGUCGACGGACGCGCUUGCGCAAUCAAGCGAGAGGAGUCGCGGGACUUGUGACCUGUUGCGGGGUGGGUUGUGCUGAGGCGCUUUUCCUCAGCCGCCCCCUUGCAGGCUUCGGAGCGGCUCGCUUCUCUUUCUGAGAAAAUUUCCACUUCAGCCCCAUACAGAUCUGCACAUUUCGGGAACAAGUGGGAGAGGUCCUUGUUUGGAGACCAUUACAGAGGAGCUAUGACACGCACAGCACACACACGGAAAAUUUCCAACGUCCAGCACCUUAGAUGAUUGCUUGUCAGAUAGAUUUCCUUUAAGAAGCAAUUGAAAAAUCAUUGGUCAGGAGACUUAAGGGAUUGGUGGUUUCCCUUGGAUUCCAAUCUCAGCCCUGGGGAACUAAAAUUGCCACCCUCCCACAGUCCUCGUUUUGUGUGAUUUGAGGUGCAGCCAUGAAACCCAUCUGUGGAUUUGGAACUGCUCUGUGGAUCUGAAAUUAGCCUUCUGUGAAGAGGUUUUUUCCCUUUGGGCCUCCCCCCCUUCCCCCGCCCUCCGACUUUUUUGAACUCCAUAUUAAAGCUAUCCUGGAAUCUCAUCUUCCAUCCAGCUCCCCACCAAAGGAUUAUGGCUUCUUUGACAAUUGCUUGUGGCCAGAAGAUUGUGGUCCCACCUUCCACCACAUUUGGAAACAUCUGGCCAUAAUGGACUAGAACGCUUUAAAAAAAGAAAGAAAGAAAGAAAGAAAGAGCAACAUUAGCCUGGUGUCUUGGUAUAAUUUUGUGCUUAGGUGGGGAGAGAUCGGCCCUUUGUAUACAGUUUAUUUAAAGCUUUGGAUAAAAUCUUUCCCCCUUCCUUCCCUCCUUAUUUUUAUACUUGACUCCCUUAUGGGGACUACACCAUGAGAAGUUUGAAGUGACACACAGUGCAUGCUAAAACAAAUGCAUCAAACCUGGGGUCAUAUUGGGAAGAUCCCACUGAGCUGAUUUUGUCUGGUUGUUUGUUUCUUCUGAAACUUUUAGAACAUAUACCACUAACCCAUUUUAAGUGUUUGUUUCACCUCAACAAAUGCCCCUUUUAGAUGGAGAGCACCUUAGUAUGAGGUCCAACCUGCAGCCCAUAUUAUUAAAACUCAGCAUUGUAAAGAUCACCUAUAUUUUCCUUGUGGAAUAUAUUGUAAUGGUAUCAAAUGUGUGACUUUUUAAUUGCUUUAGCUAUUAUUUUUUAAAACAAUUGCUGAUAUACCCUGUUUGCACCCCAGCUGAAAACUGCAAAGUGCAAGGAGCUUGAUCCAAAAUGAGAAACAGAAAUCAACUACUGUAUAAUUAUAUUGAAGGAAUUUAUGUUUAGUGGUGUUAAAGUCAGCAAGGCUUAUUUCUGUGUAAUAACAACCACCAGCCAAAGUUAAAAUAGUUUUUUGUUUGAUUUCCAUUGUCUUCAUUGGGCUUAAAAGUUGCAAGAUCAUGCUUAAUGUUGAAAAAGCAGCAUACAGUAUGACUUUUAAGAAGAAAUAUAUGGCAGUACAUAUUUUUUGCCAUUUUUGUUCAGUCUUCUGCACUGCUAAAAUUGUUUCACAUUUUAGAAGAUUUCAA